UAAGUGCUUAUUCCCAAAAAUGUUUAUUAUAUAAGUGCUUAUUCAUAAGCUAAUUUGAUAUGCUUAUUCAAAUAAUCAUAAAAUAGCUUAUAGGUCUUAUAAGUGACUAUUCAUAAGUUAAUCUGAACAACUCAAAACAAUUUAGGCUUAACUGCACUUUUGGUCCCCCACAUUUACCAUUUGUGCGAAAAUCGUCCCCCACAAAAAUCAUUAGCAAAAGACAUCCUCCACGUUUACUGCCGUUUGCAGUUUUCGUUUUCAGCCUAUUUUCCAUGAAGAAACUAACGGAAGGAGGCUUAUGUGUCACUUUUUAAUGACAUGGCAGAGAGAGAUGGGAGAGGGAUGCCAUGGAGACAAACACGUGAUUGUCACGUGCUGUGAACCACACCCAACGGUCAGAUCGUCUUCCUCAACGAGAAAAUGGAGGUUGGAACCCUACAAAAGAGGGGUUUUGUUGUUCAGAUGAAAUUGACUUGAGUUGAAGCAAAAUCUGAACUACACAAGGGUGCUAAUCUGAAACGCGAAGUCGAGGUUUGAUUCGAAUGGGUGGGGUGAGUAAAAAUUCAUGCUCUUCAUCUGGUUCCCAGGUGUCAAAAAGAAGGUUCAUAUACUGUGAUUGUGGAGUUCGAUCUCCACUCCUCACGUCAUGGACAGAUGAGAACUAUGGAAGGAAGUUCUUUGGCUGUGGACUCUAUGAGGUCUAUGGGAAGAAAUGUUGUGAUUUUUUCCAAUGGUUUGAUGAUGAUGAUAGCAUUGGAAAGGAUCAUGUGAUUGCUCGACUAGUUAAGAGGAUUGAAGAAAUGAAGAAUAAGAAUGAAGAGUUUAUCCAUAAGAAUGAAGAAUUGAAGCACAAGCUUGAAGAAAUGAAGAAGAAACAGAGUGUGAUGUUGUUUUUCUUGGUUGUUAGUUUGCUUCUUCUCAUUUUGUUGGUGACUGCCUAUGUAACUAAAUAGGAUAUUAGGAAUGGUACAAGUUGUUUGUAUGGAUUAUGUUGCUUCUUCUAUGUUGUUUUAUUGGAAAUUAAAUUCAACAGAUCAAGCGUCUCCCUGUUUGAACUUUGAACAUCUUAAUAUAUCAGAGAAGUAGUUCACCAACAUAAGCUGUCUUCAAUAUUGCUUUCUAUAUCUUAAUGUCUUU
This is a messenger RNA of Lotus japonicus, 1137 nucleotides long. RefSeq lists its product as uncharacterized. The record is from RefSeq and is a predicted model, not a curated record. The transcript has 2 exons. NCBI's taxonomy places the organism in Eukaryota, Viridiplantae, Streptophyta, Magnoliopsida, Fabales, Fabaceae. Bases 543 to 953 code for a protein of 136 amino acids. Gene Ontology annotation, molecular function: zinc ion binding.